CCCUGGAGGUGUGAGGCGAACGUGCUAACCAUGAAGCCACCGUGCCCCCUGCACUGUUUCUUUUCCUGCUAUAUUACUAACAGACAUCCAGAGCGACUUACAUUAUCUCAUUUUUUUUAAUACAACUGAGCAAUUGAGGGUUAAGGGCCUUGCUCAGGGGCCCAACGAUGGCAGCUUGGUGGACCUGGGAUCAAGCUCACAACCUUCUGAUUGGUAGCCCAACACCUUAACCACUAGACUAGGAUGUUUUGACUGAUAGACACUUUAAAGCACUCUGGAUAAGGGUGCCUGCCAUAUACCAUAGAUAUAAACCAUACGAUAUCAUUUUAAAAGUAAAAAGUGCGAUUCUGUAACCAGGACUUAUAACAUGCAGUAUGUCUUGUUGACGUUAUCAGCUGUUCACUGAAGGAGGCUUGAAUGCAAGGCUGCAGUGCAAAAAUGUAACUACAUUCUCUUUCCCUAUUAGUUUCACUCUAGUUACUGCAUCAUUUAUUCUGGUUGCUCAGUAAUACACUUUCCACUGAAUAGCUGCCACGAUAAGCUGGGAUUCGGAAAAGUGCUCUGGGAGCUUCUUCAGAUAUAUUCCUGAUCUCUGCUAAUAAAAUGAACCUAAAACCGGAUUAAUGGCAACUAAUUGAUGGUAAUCAGUUAAUGGCUUUAUAACAAUUGUGCUCUGUGUGUUUUUUUUUAAACUCCAGAGGUGACGUGAACGCGAGGCGAGACAGCCGAUUAGACGCUUCGCUUGCGGAGUCUGACGGAGACUCUCAGGAGGAGAGUGAGGCAGAUAAUGAUGAAGAUGAUGAAGAAGACUCCACGGCCAACUAUGCAGAAGAGGUGUCCGGAUCGUCGUGGUUACGCUGCGUCUUGCAGUGAGAUAGAAAGAAAUAUAAUAAGAGAGAGAGAGAACAAGAAAGGAGGAGCUUGAACAUGAGGUGUGAAGUUUAGCAGAUUGCGUGAGCGGCAUCAGGGCAGUGAGCGCGGGUGGACAACAGAUUGUUCUUCAUGUAAAUGUUGCAUCAUGGAGUCAAUAAACGUGCCAUGCUAUGACAGUGUGUGUGUGUGUGUGUGUGAGAUUAUUUAUCAUCACUGAUGUUUCUGUCCAUAAAUACCAGGAUCCCUCUUCAUUGUGACGCUCCGUUCCCCGAUACCAAAUGGAAUGUUUAUCGAUUUAUUUCUGCCUCUGCAAAUUUUAUUUAUCUUGUCUGUCCUGAAAUGAAUGAAAGACUUUUUCCUGAACCCUUGUUCUGCACUAGAUUAUGAAGAUAUUUUUUGCUCUAUUUGAAUCUUUUUGUUUCUAGCUUCAAAAUCCAUCCCAUUUUUCUUCUUCCCAGCUCUGUUUAAUUGGACCAGUUAAAAAGCAUAAUUAGCAUUUAAAUCUGUCUUUUAAAGGAACAACCUCCUCUCUCUCUCUCUCUCUCUCUCUCUCUCUCUCUCUCACACACACACCUCUUGUUUUCUUUCUAAUGCUCUCUCCUAUUCUCCGUUGCAUAUUCUUUCUUCCAAGCUUUCUCUGUCUUGCUCUCUCACUCGCUUCCUUAUGUAUGUUCGUUCCCUCUCAAUUAUGCCCUCUUUCUCCCUUCCUCUCUUACUCUUUCUUACAUAUAUACUCUUUCUCACUCUAAUGCCCCCCUCCUCUCUCUCUCUCUCUCUCUCUCUCUCUCUCUCUCUCUCUCUCUCUCUCUCUCUCUCUCUCUCUCUCCAUGUCUCUGUCGCUAAGGCAACCAAUGCUUUUUCUCACUCUGACACACUCUGGCUCUCUCUCACUCCCUCCAUCAGCAGCGAGCGGUAAGCAUGUGGACUGAUGGCUGUCUAUACGCUGGUGAUCUGCAUGCAUUUGUGUUUAUGUGUUGAGUGUGUGUGUAUGGAUGUGUAUACUGUAUGGAUGUGUGUAUGGAUGUGCAUGCGUGUUUUACUGUUUCACGUGUAGGUGUGUAAAAGAUGUCAUCGGAUCUGAAUUCAGUUGUUGAGUUAUUGCCUGAGUCAGGAACUGGAUUAAAGCAGUGGAUGUGUCUACAGCAGCGUCGUUCCCCCCUACAGCCAUCUGUUUACGAUCUUUCAGUAAGUGUCAGGAGCCAAGCGCUCCCCCUUUCAUCGUCUCCCUCUUUCAAGAGAUGAUUGGAGGAGCAAAAAAACAGUGAAAAGAGAAGCGAUGGAGCGAUGCUCCAUCUCUGGACUCACUGCUCUCUCGUGUCUCCUGCUGGUUGCUGUCCUAGUUUGCCCUCCUUCUUGCCACGGGGGUGACGAGCUUGCCGACAUGCAGCUGUCCGCCACAGCCCAGGCCACGCCCACUCCACUCUGGGCAGUCGACUGGGGUCCCACACAGCCGCUGGAGGAUGAAACACAUCACUUCCUGUCCAGUCAGGAAGCCGACGGUGUGAAGCAGGCCACACCUGAGGUGUGGCCACGUCGCAGGAACACCCAGUCCAACCAAACCCAACAUCAGCCGCUGCCCAUCGAAGCCAAGGACUCGGGACAGGAGCCAGAACAGGAUGCAGAGGAGAGAGAGAUUGAAGAAGUGGAUCCUCAGUUUUACGUGACUGUAACUAUCUCAUCUCUCCUGAUUCUCUCAGCCCUCAUCAUUUCGGCCAAACUCUGUUAUGACCGCAGCCUCUCCCAGCGCCCUCCUCCUCUCUCCCUCGCCAUCCCUUGUUCCCUGCCCCAAGAGGAUAGCAGGCACACACUUCAGAGCACCCCCUCGUUCCCUGACAGAGAAAGACUUCCUGUGGUCAAUCUUUGAAGAGCUGACUGUUCCAUGCUUGCUAAUCACAUCCUCUGGGCAUGGAAUGUGAGAAAAAAAGUGGGUAAAUAUGAGAACAAACACAGAACAUGUGAAACUGCUGGAAGAUGGAUACAUGAAAGAGAAUAUGUGUGGAUGGAGAAGGCUCUGAGGAUUGGGGCUGUAUAUAUGGGGUAUGUUUUCUGAACAGAUGUACAGACAUGAAACAGGCCGUGCAUUCUGUCAAGCCGGAGAUUCAGGCUCACUUCUUUAUUUAUUUUUAAGAGUUUUUUUUUUCCUUCUUUUUCUUUUUUUUUCCAGUUGGGUUUUAAGACUUGGGGUGAGUAUUGUUUGGGGCAGAAAGGGUGGAAAUUAGAGUUUAGGGUCUGGGGUGGGUGGGGUGUUGUCUGGGGUAUAGGGUCUUGGGUUUCAGGUUUGGGGUACAAGAUUUAGGGUCAGAGAUAUAGGGAUUUAGGGUUUUGGGUAUAUGGUUUGGGGUUUAGGGUCAGGGAUCUAAGGAUUUGGGUAUACUGUAAGGUUUGGGGUUUAGGGUCAGGGAUCUAAGGAUUUGGGUAUACUGUAAGGUUUGGGGUUUAGGGUCAGGGAUCUAAGGAUUUGGGUAUACUGUAAGGUUUGGGGUUUAGGGUCAGGGAUCUAAGGAUUUGGGUAUACUGUAAGGUUUGGGGUUUAGGGUCAGGGAUCUAAGGAUUUGGGUAUACUGUAAGGUUUGGGGUUUAGGGUCAGGGAUCUAAGGAUUUGGGUAUACUGUAAGGUUUGGGGUUUAGGGUCAGGGGUAUAAGGAUUUGGGUAUACUGUAAGGUUUGGGGUUUAGGGUCAGGGAUCUAAGGAUUUGGGGUUUAUUUGGUUUGGGGUUUAAGGUUUUGGGUAUAUGGUUUGGGGUUGUUGUUUAGGGUUUGGGGUUUAGGGUAACUGUAAGGUUUGGGGUUUAGGGUUUUGGGUAUAUGGUUUGGGAUUUAGGGUUUAGGGUUUAGGGUUUAGGGUGGUAUGUAUAAGGUUGGAUUUUGAUUAUUUUGCCAUCACAUGUUGCAUUUCUGUACUUACUGCGUUAUUCCUGAAAGCUUACUGAACACUACCUGCUUGCUGACCUGUAGUGCUGUCUUUCUUAUUGGUUUAUUACCGGUUUAUUACUUGUCUUGUUUUGUGAUUGCUUUCUCUCUCUCUCUCUCUCUCUCUCUCUCUCUCUCUCUCUCUCUCUCUCUCUCUCUCUCUCUCU
Messenger RNA from Tachysurus fulvidraco (yellow catfish), 3950 nucleotides. It is a transcript of the gene pianp, whose product is annotated as PILR alpha associated neural protein. Gene Ontology annotation, cellular component: membrane. The coding region runs from base 2150 to 2737 and encodes 195 amino acids. Gene Ontology annotation, biological process: regulation of immune response. Lineage: Eukaryota; Metazoa; Chordata; Actinopteri; Siluriformes; Bagridae. The record is from RefSeq and is a predicted model, not a curated record. The transcript has 7 exons.